Molecule: messenger RNA, 1788 nt
Organism: Apaloderma vittatum (bar-tailed trogon)
Lineage: Eukaryota; Metazoa; Chordata; Aves; Trogoniformes; Trogonidae
Gene: BLNK
Product: B-cell linker
Exons: 23
Coding region: 1-1617 (538 amino acids)
Biological process (GO): cell surface receptor protein tyrosine kinase signaling pathway; intracellular signal transduction
Cellular component (GO): cytoplasm
Source: RefSeq, a predicted model, not a curated record
AUGAGGAAGCUUCAAAAGAUGGUGCAUGACAUGAAGAAAAAUGAAAGUGGGAUAAUAAAUAAAUUCAAAAAGUUCCAAAAUGAACAAGUGGCCUUAAUUUGCAAAACUGGGAAAGAUACUUGGGAUCGGCUUAAAAAAAAACCUCCUCCAAGUCUGCCACAAAGGGAUUAUGCUUCAGAGCAUGCAGACAAUGAAGAGGAGCAAUGGUCAGAUGACUUUGACAGUGAUUAUGAAAACCCAGACGACCACUCUGACUCUGAGAUGUAUGUGGUCCCCAGUGAAGACAAUCCUGAUGACAGCUAUGAGCCACCUCCAAGUGAGCAAGAGAAAAAGAAGAUUCCCUCUGCAUUCCCUAUUUCUAGGGGUGAAUAUGCAGACAAUCGCACCAGUCACCAGCAACUUCCUCCCAUCAACAAACCUCUCCCAAGUACACCCAGUACAGCCAUGUCCAGACCAAAGAAACCAUCUGUGCCAUCCCUGCCACUGCCAUCUCCUGCUGCAAAACCAAAAGUACCGCCGAAGCCUAAGGAGUGUAGUGAUGAUGAGGAUAAUUACAUUGUGCCAGUGGAUAAUGACGACGAUAACUAUAUAGAACCAACGGAAAGCAGCACGUCGUUACCUACAAGAUGUCCUGUGAACAGAUUUAUGAAGACACCAAAGUCAGCUUUCCCUACUUCUCCUACUUCUGAUUUGCAAGAAGUCUAUGAAGUUCCUGAAGAAGAGGAAAAACCAUCACCACCACCGGUAACAAGGUUCACUAAGCCACUUCCAUCUACGCCUGCUCAGAAUACAGAGCACUCCCAUGUGCACAGCAUGACCAGAGAGUCACAUAAGCUGGAUAAUUCCAGAAUUAUUUUGCCUCUUCCCAGAAAUCGUCUUCAUCCAAAAGCAGACUGUGAAGCAAAUAAUAAUGAUGAAAAUCAUAGCUUCAAUAACACACAAGAAUCCAGAUUUCCCACUGGAGCAGCUCCAUCUCCAUUACCAAGGGGCCUAAAGAAAAGUCCUAAUGCAGUAAAUUCACCGAAACCAUGUUUACCUUCCAGAGAGACCUUAACUACAAAUGAAGAAAAACCUACAGCACCAGAACGACGACGAGGUUCCAGCCAAGAGCUUCCACUUCCACCCCUUCCAAGCGGUGCCCAAAAGCCUUUGCUCCAAAAGCCCUCAGUUCUACCAAAAGUGCCAGAAGCUGCAAACCGUUCUCCGGGUACUUCCUCUCACAGUGCCAUUUCAUCUAUUUCAAGUACUGCAGACCAGGAAGCUGGUGUUCAUAAUAAAGUAUGGUAUGCUGCUACCUGUGACAGAAAAACAGCAGAAGAGGCAUUGUAUCGAUCAAACAAGGAUGGAUCUUUUCUAAUAAGAAAGAGUUCUGGACAGGAUUCACGGCAACCAUACACACUGGUUGUGUUUUACAACAGAAGAGUAUACAACAUACCUAUACGAUUUAUUGAAUCAACAAGACAAUAUGCACUGGGCAGAGAAAAAAAUGGUGAAGAGCGCUUUGACAGUGUUGCUGAAAUAGUAGAGAAUCAUCAGCGCAUCUCCCUGGUUCUAAUUGACAGCCAAAACAACACAAAAGAUUCGACGAAACUAAAACAUAUCGUAAGAGUUUCUUAAGUCAAACUGAACUGCUAAAAUAAAGACUUUUUCAAUAAUUUUUCAACAUCCAAAACCACAUGUGGAUCACGUGUUAAAAGAAGAAAAUCCAAAAUUAUGGAAAACACUUUUUAAGAGCACAUACGAGUAGUAAAGAGAUGCAGUUCAUGAAGUUCAACUCCACGUCACUUU